CAUAAAUCUGCGAUGCGGUGGGCGUCGUUCAGUAUUCCUGCCUACGGUUUUUAUUUUCAUUUCAUUUUUCCGUGGACGGAACUGUUGGACAAUGUCAUGCAGCCUGCACUAACCAGAAUGACCGCAACCAGCCCGCCGAUUACCGCAUAUGAGUACAAAUUUGGCGACGAAGGCUACCUACUGGAUUACCAUGGCACGAAAGUUUUCUACCCGAUGUACAAAAGCCUGCCGGUUGUGGAGCAUUUCCAGGCCGAUCCCAAAGAUGUUUGUAUCGUCACCUUUCCGAAAGCCGGUACCAAAUUCAUGUCGGCAGUCGUGUGGAUGAUCCUGCACGACGGUGAUCCUGCAUCACUGCUGGAGGGCGACACGCUAGAACGGAAGGUUCCUUAUCUGGAGUUUUGUCUGCCGGGAAUGAAAAUGGAAGCAAUGCCGGCAUAUCAGAUGAACCAGCAAGUGCCACCCCGCGUUUUUUUUACUCAUCUGGGUUACGAUGCUUUACCCGAGAGCAUCAAGACUGGUGCAAAGAUAAUUUACGUCUCUCGCAAUCCGAAGGAUGUCAUGGUUUCCACAAACUACUUCUUCCGCUCCAUGCCGUUCGCCCAGUGUAGCAGCACAAUGGAAGAGACUGUCCGUUCGUUCAUUGAUAACACGUGUGCGUAUGCACCCUUCUUUGAUCACGUCGCCGGAUACCGUCGCCGUCUGUCAGACAUGCCAAACUUGGUUUUUACAACUUAUGAAGAGAUGUUGCAGGACUUGAAAAAUGUGGUCAAAAGAGUAGCGCGGUUACUUGAGAAAGACCUGGAUGACGUUCAGAUAUCUAACAUCGUGCGGUACUGUUCCCAUGAACAAAUGAAAGAUAACCAGCUGACCAACCAAUCGCAUCUGCACAAAAUGGGGCUGAGGGAUUUUAAAGUAUCGCCCUUUAUGAGAAAAGGAAUUGUCGGUGACUGGAAAAACCACUUCACCCCGGAAGUCAACCAACAAGUAAAUGAAUGGAUCGAGCGGGAGCAGCGUCGUCUCCAGCAAGAUUUGGACGGAUUUCAAUUCUAGUUUCAAGAAUAAAAUUUCGCAUUAUCGUUUUUAUUUUACGCUGAUACAAUUUCUUGUAGCUUCUAAUGGUCACUUAGAAUAAAUUUGGCAACUGUGACCGUUCAGUUAUUUAUGUCAUGUUUGAAUUCUUUCCUUCGUAAUGCUGGAUGCAGGAUCCCCCUACGCUUCUUUUAUUCAGUUUUUUAGCAUUUGUUGAU
Messenger RNA from Paramacrobiotus metropolitanus, 1247 nucleotides. RefSeq names its product sulfotransferase 1B1-like. Bases 13 to 1050 code for a protein of 345 amino acids. Gene Ontology annotation, molecular function: sulfotransferase activity. Gene Ontology annotation, biological process: sulfation. Gene Ontology annotation, cellular component: cytoplasm. The transcript has 6 exons. NCBI's taxonomy places the organism in Eukaryota, Metazoa, Tardigrada, Eutardigrada, Parachela, Macrobiotidae. The record is from RefSeq and is a predicted model, not a curated record.